Messenger RNA from Nematolebias whitei (Rio pearlfish), 1454 nucleotides. RefSeq names its product glycerophosphodiester phosphodiesterase 1 (gene gde1). The record is from RefSeq and is a predicted model, not a curated record. The coding region runs from base 172 to 1194 and encodes 340 amino acids. Gene Ontology annotation, molecular function: phosphoric diester hydrolase activity. Gene Ontology annotation, biological process: lipid metabolic process. The transcript is spliced from 6 exons. NCBI's taxonomy places the organism in Eukaryota, Metazoa, Chordata, Actinopteri, Cyprinodontiformes, Rivulidae.
CGCCGGCCGGUUGUCCGACCGUUCCCCUGGAGGAAAGCGUUUUAAAAACCGUUUUAUUAGCGUGUUAGCCACUGUCCUAAUUUAUCUAGCGGAGCAUGGACUCGUGUCAUAAUAGGCGUUUUGAGGAAAAAAAAUAGUAACUGUCACUCUGAAGGGCCGCGGUUGGUUUACAUGUUCGUGUCUCGGACGCAGGAAGAAGCGAUGCUCCAGCUGGGAGAUGACGUCACCCUCUACUCGUUCGUCUUCGUGGUGGUCCUGCUGGGAACCCGAAGCCCCACAUGGUCAGCGGUCCUCACCGCCUCGGUCUACCUCUUUCUGGCCAUGUUUCGGUUCCCCCAGGUGCCGAGCAGCCGAGCCCGGCAGGUGCUGCACCCAGUGGGGCGCGGGGAGGUGUCGGUGAUCGCUCACCGGGGCGGUGGGCACGACGCUCCGGAGAACACGAUGGCAGCCAUACGGGAGGCCAGUAAGAACGGGGCGACUGGUGUGGAGUUAGACCUGGAGUUCACAGCAGAUGGCGUCCCAAUCCUGAUGCACGAUGAGACGGUGGAUCGGACCACAAAUGGGUCGGGACCACUCAGCCAGAUGAAGUUUUCAGAGCUCGGCAAACUGGAUGCAGCCGCUAAACAUCGGCUCAGGAACAAGUUUGCAGGUGAGAAGAUCCCAACGCUGGAGGAGGCAGUGAAGGAGUGCAUCAAACUGCAGCUCACCAUCUACUUUGAUGUCAAAGGUCAUCCAGACGAGGCGGCUGCAGCUCUUAAAGACUUGUUUCAGAAAUUUCCAGUUCUGUACAACAGCAGCAUCGUCUGCUCCUUCGAACCGAAGGUCAUCUACCGGAUGAGGCAGAGUGACCCUGAAGUGGUCACGGCGUUGACCCACCGGCCUUGGAGCUUGACUUAUUUUGGAGACGGCAGCCCACGAUUUUCAUCAGCGUGGAAGCAUUACUGGAUGACGGUCAUGGACAUCGUGUUGGACUGGGCCCACCAUCACGUGCUGUGGAGACUCUGCGGCAUCUCUGCCUUUCUGAUCCAGAAGAACUUUGUGUCACAGGAGUACGUGCAGUACUGGGCUCAGAGGGGGGUGGACGUUGUCGCAUGGACCGUCAACACAAAAGUGGAGAAAGAGCUGUACCAGGAGGUGCUACACAUCAACUUCAUCACAGACAGCCUGGUGGAGGACUGUGAACCUCAUUACUGAGAAACGCAGUAAAUAUCACGUCCACACGUCUUUACAACAGGACAAUACCUAUAAAAGAGUUUUUCUCACUAAUCAUCAGACGUUUGUGGCAUCAGUACGUAAACACGCCUUUAUUUCAGGUAUAGUUUUGAUCGUUGUGUACACGUUUCCAGAAAGAGUCGAACAUUUUACGUUUUGCUUAAACUCAUUAUUAAAAGGCCACGUUUUAUUCUCACAGACACUUUUACUAUGAUGUGCAAUCAGAUGUGUGUGGUGAGAGA